This is a messenger RNA of Phaedon cochleariae (mustard beetle), 3081 nucleotides long. NCBI's taxonomy places the organism in Eukaryota, Metazoa, Arthropoda, Insecta, Coleoptera, Chrysomelidae. The record is from the annotation of a GenBank genome assembly.
AUGAAACCUAAAAUGGGGACCCAAAAUGUGGCUGAAGGUGAAUUCAACGUGCCGCAGUUCGAGAAGCAGCUCACUACACUUAAAGACUCUCAAGAGGCCAUAAAUCAUUGUUGUCAAUGGUGUUUACAAAACAGGAUCCACCACAAGAAAAUUGUUACUGCAUGGUUAAAUGUUUUGAAACGGGUUAGGGUUGAGCAAAGACUUGUAUUGUUCUAUUUAGCUAAUGAUGUAGUGCAGUAUUCAAAGAGGAGGAACUAUGACUUUGUUGAGAGUUGGGGAAUUGCUUUGCAGAAAGCAACAACUAUGGUUCGAGAUGAAAAGGUGAAACACAAGGUACUCAGGAUAUUCAAAAUCUGGGAACAGAGGAAUGUUUAUAAUGAAGAAUUCAUUUCUGAUUUGUGUGGAUUGCUUAGUAUUUUACCAAAUUCUCAGAAGAGUGAAGAGCCCAAUGAAUUUCAACCAACCUAUGUCAUAAACAAAAUCAAAUCAUGCUCCAAACUUGAAAAAGACACAGAUGUGAAAUUGAAAGUUCUUAAAGAACAUAAUCCCAAGAUACAACUGGAUGAUGGUUUAGUGGGUUCUCUGAAGGACCGUGCUCAUGAUGAUGUGGAAAAAGAACUUGAUGUAUACAUCAAACACAUGGAAGACUAUAUAAAUGCCUUGAAGUUGGAGAUAAAGAAUAGAAUAACUUUGAUAACUGUAUUGAAACAAGCUGAGACUCAGCUAGAAGCAGAUAGAAAAGAUGUGAAAGUUGUUGCAAAUGCUUACAAAAUGUUUGGCACCAGAGUGAAAACUUUUCAGAGAAAAUUGGAGGAGCAUAAAGAGACUCUUAGUAGUCCAGUACCUUCACCUGAUGUGAAUGCUCCUUCACCUAGUCCAGACUCUGACAUUGAUCUGCCAGAUGAAGCUGUUACAGAGAUAACUUCACAAAAAGAAGCUCCACCUGCCCAUUACAAUCCCAAGGCAGAACUGCAAUAUAAUGCAGGUUAUUACACACCAACAACAUCUACGGAAAACACUAUUUCGAAUAGUUUUCUCAGCAAUGGAGUAUCCAGUUUUAUUGGAUCUGAGACAUUCAACUUGGAGAACUUCAACAGCAGCAUCUUCUCGAACAUCUCGAGCCUGUCGACGGGCAGCGCGACGGGGACGGGGGCGGAUAUGGACCCGGGGGCGGCCCCGCAGCCCGUCGCCGCGCCCGCCCCCUCCGCCGACUACAGCUACAGCACGGCGGCGGGCGGUGUGGCGGGGGUGCCGUCCCUGCAGCCGCCCCCCAUGCCGCCCUUCGCGAAGGCCGACGAGGAGUACCGGUACGGGCAGGCGUACAGUUCGGCGCCGUCGGGUGUCACAUAUGGUUACGACACGUCCACGUCAUCGCCGUACCUGUCGACGGACGCGCCCUCUGGCGCCAACCCUUAUCCCCCAACAGAAGAGUACAACCCCGAGGACAACGUGCAAACUUGGGAGCCGGACGCUAGUUGGAAGGACAGCUCGCAGCCCGAGACCACCGAGACAGAUACUCCAGAGAGUCCUCCCAUGUUUGAAAAGGAAGGCUACACGGAUCCAGUCGAGUACCAUGACACUCUGAUUCCCAGCGGAGCUGUCGACGUCGAUCAGAGGAUACUGCCGAGCAUAUCAGCUGAUAUGGACUCGACUAGCAGCCUGGGUGGCAAGGACGUGGAUCACAGGAACUUGAUAAGUCUGACAGGUUCGCCAGGUCAGUCGACGUCGAACCAUUCCCCUGAAUCGUUAUGGAAUCAAACCGAUCAGGACUACCGGAUACCGCCCUCGGGCCACGCCCACUCCGUGGCCCCGCCUCUGCCCGCCCCUCCCGUCGGCGACCAGGACUACCGGCUCGGCUUCAAUCUGGAGCAGCUCAAGCUGCCGCCGCCGCCUCCGCCGCCGCCCAAGGACGCCCAGGGGGCGGCAGUGGGGACGGAAAUGGGAGUGGAUAUGGGAGUAGGGGUGGUAGCGAUAGCGACGACGCCCAGACGCAGCGACAACGUCGACGAUAUGGAUAUGGAGAUGAGCGACGACGAGGGCAGGCAUAACAAGAGCAAUGAGAACCUCAAGGUACUUCUCGACGGGCCGGCCGUCCUACAGCCGCCCCCUCUCGCCGCCCCCUUCUCCGGCCUCGAGCCGCCGCCCCCGUUGCCCGACCUGCCCGACGACGAGGACGCCAACACCUUCCUCGAUGACCUCGUCGACGACCUGCACGAGUUCGCCGCCCUCGACGACCUGCCCACAGGAGGCGGGGAGCAAGUGGGAGCAGACGGGAGGUGGGAGCGGGCGCCGCUGCUGCCGCUGCCGCCGCCGCCGGCCUUCGACGGGAUGGUGGGGCCGCCGAUGAUGCCGAUGCCGCCGAUGGAUACGUCGAUGCCGCCGCCGUCUAUGCCGCCUCCGCCGACGCCGCCAGCGAUGCAAAUGAUGAACCACCCCCCGAUGAUGGCCCAAUCGCCGCUCCUCCCUCUGCCGCCACAACCCUGGAUGCCCGAAGAGGAUCAUCAACAGCAGCACCACCACCACCAACAGCAGCAGCCGCACCUGCACUCUGGAGCGAAUGGCGGUCAUUUGGGCAACCUCGCCAACUUCGACGACGACCAUUGCUGGAUGGGCGGCUUGGGCGACGUAGGCGAGAUGGACAACAUGGGCGGGAUGGAUAACAUGGUCGUCGGGAUGGACAGCACGGUGGGGAUGGAUGCCGGCGGGAUGGACGUCAGCGGGAUGGAUAUGGCCGUCAUGGAUAUGCCACUGGAAGGGGAUGAAGGCAAUUGGGAUAAGCCGUUCCCUCAGCAGCCCCCUAAUGAAUGGAUGGGGCCCCCUCCGCCGAACAUGGGCUUCGGUUUCAGAGAGAGAGGCCGAGGGAACAACAGAGGAAACUUCAUCAACAACAAUUUCAGUAAAAGAGUUAUGAUUACAGGUAGAGGCAGGGGAGGCAACUUCAACCGCGGCGGCGGUCCCGGAAACAAUUUCCGCGGUGGCCACAGAGGCGGCCCCAGGGGUGGCCCUAGGGGCGCCGGAGGUGGCAACAGGGGUUUCUUCCCGAGGGGGAAUUUCAGGGGCAACUUCCGAGGUGGGUUCUGA